AUGGAGGCCUCAGCGAGCUCCUCUCCUGAUGCAGUCGACAUGCUGCCAGCCGCUCUCUGGCUGCGAAUCUUCCACCAUCUGCACCUGCCGCCCUCCCACCCAGACCAUCCUGCGAUCUGCGGCCAAAGGCACACUCCCCGCGGUCUCGCGACGCCUAUCAUAGAGCGGACAGGUGCCCGUGAUCAGGAGCUGUUUAGCAUCUAUGCGCCCCCUGGCUGUGAGCAGUCGGGCGACCCUGCUGGGGUGAGUUUUGAGGCGCCUAUCAUAGAGAGGACGGGUGCCCGUGGUCUUGAGCGGUUCAGCAUCUAUAUGUCCCCGUCUUCUGGCAGUGAGCUGUCAGGCGGCCCUGCUGGCAGCACGCAGAGCGGAGGAAGCAGCGACCAGCUCACUGCCCAUUUCACCGAGUUUUUCCCAGUGGAUUGCGAGCCACUGGGGUUACGUGACGACGGCCUCACUGCCACUGAGCAGUGGGCCGACCCUGCUGGCAGCACGCGGAGUGAAAUCAGCGGCCAUCUCACCGGGUUCGAUAUUGAUUGCGAGAUACUGGAUUCCCGGUGCGAGGGUGGCAGUGAGGAGGGCGGAUCUGAGGAGGGCGGAUCUGAGGAGGGCGGAUCUGAGGAGGGCGGAUCUGAGGAGGGCGGCACUGGGGAGGGCGGCACUGGGGAGAGCCCGACUGCCCGCGAGCAGUACGAGAAGAACUCCCACACCUUUGGUGCCUCGUGGCCUCUGCUCUGCUGUGCUCUCGCCAGCAAGAGGCUUCUCUAUCUCGUCAUCGCCUUCUCUGUAAGCGCUCGUGCUCGCUACUUGUACAACGCCCAGCGCCCACAGUGGAUGCGGACCAUCCGCUUCUUCCUUGCCCACCCAGGCCUGCACUCCCUUCACCUCCGCUUCUCCAAUCCCGAGCAUCUCCCCACUCUCGGCGCCUGCAUCGCUCGCAGCAGCCCCUCCCUCUCGUCCCUCCGCCUGGAGCUGCAAGGCACGGUUGACUUCAAGGAGCAGCAGAACGAGCACUGGACGCUGGGAUUUCUCAGGCCUUGCGGCCAGCUGCAGGAGUUGAAUCUGGGUCUGACCUUGGAGCGGGUGGCGUUCAAGAAUGUGAGCUUCCAGUUUUUGGACUCCAUCUCGCCGCAGCUGCACGAGUUUACACUCUACGAGGAGAGCGACCUGAUUUUUGGCCCCCGCCUUGCCUCCCACACACUCGCCCUCUCCUUCCGCUUCCGCUUUGCCAACAGCAAGCUCAAGCUCACCCUCACCGUCUCGCCUGCUCUAAAGACUCUGUCAGUGAUGGCCAAACAGCUUAGCCUCAACUGCAAGAGCACCGCCCCUCUCGCUCUCCACCACCUCUCGCUGUACGGCCAGGAGCAGCUUGUUAUCUCCUCCCUCCCCCUCGCAUCCGCCAGGGUUGCCUACUUGGACGGACCUGCAAGUGACCAAGAGGGUUUUACCAGGGCUGCUUAUUUGGAUGGGCCCAACAGUGACUCUGAGAACAGCUUUUGGACGGAAUGGCUUGGCGCUAUAGCGCCUACAGUGGAGGUGCUUAUAGUGAGGCACGGGGUGCCUAUAGAGAAGGUGGAUGCAGAGUGGACGAGGCUGCACAGCCUUGGGAUUGUCGUGCACACCAAGGGGACGCAUGUUUGGGACAGGGAGGCCACUGUGGAUAACUAUAGGUUCCUUACGGACGAUGUGAUUGGUGGAUAUUGCGACGAUGAAGAGGAUGAGGAGGAGGAUGACCAUGAUUGGGACACUCGUGAUGCUGACGAGGAGGAUGAGUGGUAUCAGCAGGCACGAGCACGUUAUGGUGCCCCCACCGGAAGCAGGCACAAGAUUCUGCAGGAGGCGAAGGCCUGUGCCAAGCCUUCGUCCAUCGGUGCUCCGAAUCUUCGGUUCCUGUUCUUCCCAUCCAGCAAGGCGAGUGACGCCGCCACACUGGCUGCACUGCGGCAGGACUACCCCGCCCUGGCGCUCUACUGUGUGGUGGACCGCUCCUUCUACUGGCACAGGAAAGGGGUGCCUGUGAGCAAUGCGCCGCUCGAGCAUGUGCAACGGACCAAGAGUGGGGUGGUGAUGACUACCGGUCGUGGCGAGAAGCGUGCAAAGAAUGUGAGGGAGAAGAUGCAUAGUGUGAACUUGACACUGGUGGAGGGGUACUGUGCUGAGGAGGAUGAGAUGUAUGCACUCACAUUGAAGGAACCCAACAACCCCCCUGAUGCAGUCGGCAUGCUGCCAGCGCCUAUCUGGUUUCGAAUCUUCCGCCUUCUGCAUCAACCGCCCUCCCAACCGGACGACCCUGCUGUCCUCGCCCAUAGGGAAGCCCCUGAGGAUCCUGCUGCGAAGGCAGCGCGAUUGGCUGCCCGUGAGGCUGAAUGGAUCCGCACUCCUGGGUUCACUGCCUGGCAACCGUGGGGCCACCCUGCAAGCAGCGCCGGGCUCACUGCCUGGGGCCAGCUGGGCCAGCCUGCAAGCAGCGCAGGGCUUACAUCCCAGCUGGGCCAGCUGAGCCGCCCUGCAAACAUCACAGGGCUUACUUCCCAGCCGAGCCAACCUGCAUGCAGCACAGGGGUCACUGCCCAGCUGGGCCUCCCUGCAAACAGCACAGGGAUCACUGCCCAGCUGGGCCUCCCUGCAAACAGCACAGGGAUCACUGCCCAGCUGGGCCUCCCUGCAAGCAGCACAGGGCUCACUGCCCAGCUGGGCCUCCCUGCAAACAGCACAGGGCUCACUGCCCAGCUGGGCCUCCCUGCAAACAGCACAGGGCUCACUGCCUGGGGCCAGGUGGGCCACCCUGCAAGCAGCGCAGUGCGCGCUCUCCAAAUGUUUUACGCUGAAUUUGGCUUGCCGGGCCACUCUGGAAGCAGCGCAGGGCUCACUGCCUGGGACUGGCAGGGCGACCCUGCAAGGAGCACGCAGAGGGGAACCGGAACCCGUGACCAUCUCAUCAACACCAGGGUUGAUCGCAAGCCACCAGUUGUGUUCUUGAAAGAGGGCCUCACUGCCAGUGAGCAGCAUGAGAAGAAUUCUUCCACCUAUGGCGCAUCAUGGGCUCUGCUCUGCUGCGCCCUCGCCAGCAAGAGGCUUUUCAAACUUGUCGUGUGUCAUGAAGCCAGCUUUCACACCUCAGCUGCCUCAAAUCUCCCAUUCUUCCACGUUUUCCCACCCCACGCACUUACAAUAGCGGCAUGGCUCAAGCCGAUUUGCAAGCUGACCCUGGAGCAUGCGGAUUUCGAGAGCUUGAGCUUCCAGUUUCUCGGGACCAUCACGCCACAGCUGCACGAGUUUACGCUCUACGAGGACGGCAACAUCUCUCGCCUCCGUGACGCCGUAGGAGGUUCCACCUUGCCCCCCAUCAGCCUCGCCUUCUCCUUCUCCAACGCCCGCCUCCUCCGCUUCUGCUUUGCCAAGACUGAGCUACAGCUCACCCUCACCGUGUCGCCCUCGCUCGAGAGCCUAUCAGUGAUGGCCAAGUGGCUCGUGCUCUCCUGCAAGAGCACCGCCCCUCUCGCUCUCCACCACCUCUCGCUGUACGGCCAGGAGCGCCUCGUCAUCUCCUCCCUCCGCCUCGCAUCCGCCAGGGUUGCCUACUUGGACGGUCCUGGCAAGGAUCAAGAUGCCAUUAAAGCCAGGAUGAGGGCUCGGCGGCGGAUGAAGAAGGCCUUCCCCAAGCCUCCGCCCAUCUGCGCUCCGAAUCUGCGGUUCCUCUUCUUCCCCACCCGCAAGGCGUGUAAUGCGCCUGCACUGGCUGCACUGCGGCAGGACUACCCCGCCCUGGCGCUCUACUGUGUGGUGGACCGCUCCUUCUACUGGCACAGGAAAGGCAAGACAGUGAGCAAUGGGCCGCUCGAGCAUGUGAGGAGCGAGAAGAGUGGGGUGUGGGAUGAAGAAGAGGGGAAGCGGGCCAAGAAUGUGAGGGAGAAGAUGCACAGUGUGAAAAGGAAGCUGGUGGAGGGGUACUGUGCUGGGGAGGACCAGAUGUACGUGGUGCAGUACCAGUAG
Molecule: messenger RNA, 3990 nt
Organism: Closterium sp. NIES-65
Lineage: Eukaryota; Viridiplantae; Streptophyta; Zygnematophyceae; Desmidiales; Closteriaceae
Source: the annotation of a GenBank genome assembly